Panicum virgatum (switchgrass) is the source of this 803-nucleotide messenger RNA. RefSeq names its product probable E3 ubiquitin-protein ligase ATL44. The transcript has 2 exons. Lineage: Eukaryota; Viridiplantae; Streptophyta; Magnoliopsida; Poales; Poaceae. The record is from RefSeq and is a predicted model, not a curated record. Bases 125 to 673 code for a protein of 182 amino acids.
UUUGAUAUGUGAUCCGAAGCCACUCCUCAAUGGUGAUUGUUUAGGGAGGCUCCAAGUGAGUGCUGCACCUCCUCACCCCCAGGCGGGCAGGCAGCACAAGGCAGGCGAGUUUGUUGGGUUGAGCAUGCGCGCUCCGGUGAUGGUGAGCCGCCUCCACUCAGCCGGCAAUGGCCCAUCUCCAUCUCCAUCUCCUCCCCUGCUUUGUGAUGGUCAUGCAGAUGCAGCAGGGGACUCGGACACAGUGGUGAUCCUGGCGUCCCUCCUCUGCGCCCUCAUCUGCGUGGCCGGGCUUGCCCUCGUCGCGCGGUGCACCUGCCGCAGACGCAACAGUGGUGGCGGCGGUGGCAGCAACAUCAACCCAACCGCCACGGAGGUACAGGCACCGAAGGGGCUGAAGAAGGCGGCGAUCGAGACGCUGCCCACGGUGUCGUUGCAAGCAGCAGCUGCCUCAAGAUCAGGAGGAGUUGGAGAGGAGAGGGAGUGCGCCAUCUGUCUGGUGGUGUUGGCUGAGGGAGAUGAGCUCCGGCUGCAGCCGCUUUGCGGCCACGGCUUCCAUGCUGCCUGCAUCGAUACCUGGCUGGGCGCCCACGCCAGCUGCCCCUCCUGCCGCGCCGCCGUCCUCACCUGCCGGAGGUGCGGGGCGGCCGCGGCCGCUGGGGACGCAACAACCUAGCGCCGUCGUCAUCUAUGUAUCUGUUCAUCAAGUACUAAUCUCAUCGUCUACUACAGACUACAGCAGCAGCAGUAUACAAUCAAUGAGAUGCAUCAUGGUACCAUGAAAUGAACUUUGGUCUCCAGCCAAA